Chondrus crispus (carragheen) is the source of this 1712-nucleotide messenger RNA. RefSeq lists its product as hypothetical. NCBI's taxonomy places the organism in Eukaryota, Rhodophyta, Florideophyceae, Gigartinales, Gigartinaceae. The record is from RefSeq and is a predicted model, not a curated record. The coding region runs from base 1 to 1050 and encodes 349 amino acids. The transcript is spliced from 5 exons.
AUGUACAGUAUACAGCCAAUGAAACGGGGGCGCAAACUGUCCCUGAAUCGCGCCCCGCCACCCCCGUCCACCAACACUCAACCGUCCUCCACGCACUCAAAUGCGCCGGACGGCAGUUCUUCGCUUUUCGUCCCGCCCUUUGGCGAGCGCUCGGCCACCCCGCUCGAUCAUGUCCAAGAUGACGCGUCGAGCCGCUUUAAGCUUUUUGAACGCUCAUCCUACGGUUCGGAAGUCAUGCACGAAGCCCCCUCCUCCUCCUCCGGAACCAGUUCCCUCCGCCUCGCCGCCUCGCGAAUGGGCCGCUCUAUCAAAGAUAAGAUUCUUCGACGAGACCCCACUGAUUCUUCGUGGGAAAACAACGCAGAUCAGCCUGACGUCCCCGAAAUCUCCGAGGCAGACUGCAGAAUUGCAGAGUACGCAGCCGCCACAGUCGCUCCGGAGUCUAUUACUAGAAGCCCGGCGCUAGCCUCCGCUGAUGUCGACACUCUCACCAAGCAUAGCUGCGGCGAUUUGGUUCCGAUGGGAGCUGAAAUACCCGAUGGUGUCAAAUGUAACGACGGGUGCAUUUCGCUUGUCGUCCCGGAUGGUUGGGCGGCUAUCAGGAUGCCGGAUUGCUUUUGUUUGUUUACCGAUAUGGCUGUCGGCUAUGUGCGGACAGUGCCGGCUAGCGAGGCCGUAAACGCCCUGGUCGAAACAGACCGCUUGCAGGUUAUGUCGGCGGUUACUGUUACUACGUCGCCUGUGUUUGUAGCCCCGGACUUGAUUCAGGUCGAGUACUCAGCUUCAAAAGGCAUAGGAAGAGGAAUCGUCAAGUUUGCAAACGGCUUUGGUGACGGCGCGUGCAUCGUCGCCCUGUGCGGUCCAGUCGAAAUGAAAGACACGAUUGACCGGACUCUACAGCAUCUUGUACGCACAGUCAUUUUUAUGUCACUGUAUAAUUGCAGGAUCGCAGAUUCUUUCGACACGCCUGCCGGCGAUGAAGAUAUCCUAACGUCCGCCAAUGGAAAUCCUACGGGUGCAGGCCUUUCGGCGCAGUGUCUUUUGCAGUAGGCCGAUAUGGACGGACAGGGACUCCUUUGAGGGUACUUAUUUCAGCAGCUUUAUCCGGCGCAGAAGAAAUACCCGGACACUCAUUCUCUCGCUCGCCUUCUCUUUCGCUGUCCGCUGAUUCAGAGGUGGGACAGGCACCAGUAUUCUCGUAUGAGCCAUUUCGAGUACAGUAUGAUAAGAGGAGAGUGAAAUUCAUGGCGGGUUUAUCCAAUUCAGAACUCAGAACCAAGAAUUGAUUCAGAAUUCGCCUCUGCUCAUACACCACACGUACUUGUCAUCAAAUUCGACAACCGUGUCACUAUCUUCUACUGCUGUAGUCAAGGGCCAAAAGAAUAUAUGCUCGGUUUAGAACGCGCAAGUAGUCCGUUCCACUCCUCGUUCUGUAGGUUUCUGCAAAGCUUCGUAACGUCCCGAUACGAGAUAGAUCAGGCAUUCGGUUUGCAAGCCGUCUGUCAACAGACGACAAAAAUCAAAGGCACACCAGCUCAUUUCUAUUCAAUGUCAAGUCCAGAUUGGAGUCCGCUCAGGUCCGCUAUAGUCGUCUGUGGACACGCAAUUUAUCAUGGAGGUCCAACGCUCAACCCUGCCCACCUGGCCACCACUGAUGAAAAUUGGUCUCUGCUUCCGUUCCAGAAAGGAGAAAGUAAAUACUUCGUGUCCCA